This is a messenger RNA of Patella vulgata (common limpet), 2568 nucleotides long. RefSeq names its product rab-like protein 3. NCBI's taxonomy places the organism in Eukaryota, Metazoa, Mollusca, Gastropoda, Patellidae. The record is from RefSeq and is a predicted model, not a curated record. Bases 21 to 671 code for a protein of 216 amino acids. Gene Ontology annotation, molecular function: GTP binding; GTPase activity. The transcript is spliced from 8 exons. Gene Ontology annotation, cellular component: endomembrane system. Gene Ontology annotation, biological process: intracellular protein transport.
CGUUAAAGGACACGUAAACAAUGGCUGCCAUUGAUAAAGUGAAAGUUCUUGUUGUCGGAGAUUCAGGUGUUGGGAAAACAUCUUUCGUACAUUUAGUUUGUCAGUGUGAACCAUACAGUAAUCCUGGAGCUACAAUAGGCUGCUCUGUAGAAGUAAAGUUACAUGGAUACAAAGCUGGAUUACCAGGAGAAAAAGAAUAUUUUGUAGAACUAUGGGAUAUAGGAGGAUCAUCUAGUCAUAAAAAUAGUCGUUCAAUAUUUUAUAAUUUGGUAAAUGGAAUAAUUUUAGUUCAUGAUCUGAGCAAUAGAAAAUCUCAUCAGAAUUUAAGGAAAUGGUUAGCUGAAGUGUUAGAUAAGGGAACUGAUAAAGUUAAUAAUGGAUAUGAUUAUGAUCCUGAGCAGUUUGCAGGUAACCAGAUACCGAUACUAGUAAUAGGAACUAAAGCGGACCAGGCUCAAAGUUUAAAUGAAAAUGUUCUUUCUAAAAGAUCCUCAGUGGCAGAGGAAUGUGGAGCAGAUGAGUUUAAUAUUGAUUGUACACAUAUGAAAUAUCUGACACCAGGGUCAACCAAUAGUGUAAAACUGGCUCGAUUUUUUGAUAAGGUUAUAGAAAGAAGAUAUUCAGCCAAUCAGGUCAGUGGUAAUAGAAAUACAUAUGAUUACCUGGAGUGACAUAUGCACAACAACUUAAUGUUACAAGUUGGCCAUGUGAGUCCACUAACUGACAGAAGAAGAUGGAAAAAUACUCAUACGGACUGAAUACAAAUAUUUACUUAUACAAUAUACACAUUCCCACAUUUCUUUCUUGUUGCUUAAAGUGACCAAUUAAUUUGAAAUUUUGAUAAAUAUGACACUACUUAUUAAAAAUUCAACAAGCAAUAAUGAAAAAAAUAGUGCUGAUUGCCUGCAAACAGUAUUAAAUAAUGGACUUUUAUCUAACCAGAAAAUGUUAUUGUGGAUAUGACCAAUUAUUUCUUCAAAGAGGUGUUAUUAUUUUCACACAGAAAACAAAUUUAAUUCAUUUGACAUAAUGACAUGUUUUGAAUAAUCCUAAUCUCACUGAAUGAUCAAGUAUUGAUCAGCUAAGAGUUUAUACUUCAUAGUUCUCAUUGAACACCACUAGGAAAUUUUGUAUGACUGGUAAACUGUAUAUCAGUGAUAAUUAUGUAUUGUCUCUCAUUAUGCAUACCAUCUAAUUUCAACAUCCCCAGUCUAAUGGAACGUCAUUUAAAAAUACUUCAAAUUGAAUAUUAUUUUAUACUGACCAGUGAAGCCUCUUUGAUCUUUACAAGUCACAAAUUUAGCCUAUCUGUUUUAACCUAGAUAAGGAAAGGAACCAUUUCUGUAUUGUAAUAAAAUUUUUUCUUCAAACCUUUAAAAUUCUAUAAAGAAUGUCAUGUCUUGAAACAAACUGAUCAACCAUGAUUAUUCGCUUGGCCACUAUAAUCACUGCAAGGAUUGACAUCGGGGGGAGUUAAUUAGCUCUCAACAUUAACUUUUUUCUUCUGCAAAUUAAAUUUUUAAAUUAUUAAGAAAAAAAAUAAAUAUGUUGGAAGUAUGCAAAAGCGUAAAAUGGGUAAAGGGCACCAAUCUGCCCGGACCAGUUUAUGUUAAGCUGUGUCUGAUGUAAACAAUGCAUGCUGUAAACCAUGCACACUCUAUUGCGCCGGAUGAUGUAACAAUGUCACAUGUAUACAUUAAAGGUCAGUCAUCUUCUGCAGAGUUAAAAGAAGGCUUUCGCAUUUCCUCUGUGAAACAGAUUGGUCUUGAAAUUCAACAAAACUGACGCUUCCCAUGACCAGUUAAUAUAAGACUGUAUAAGAAUUGGAAUAUGAUAGAAUAUAGAAGACAGUGUUAUCUAAUUUAAACUUUAAUAUGUAUAAGUUACAGGAAUAACUAUAUAGUAUAUAGUGUUUGUUCAGUGUAGUACUAAUAUCGACCCAAGCAGCCAACACUAUCCAUUAAUAUAAAUCUAUUUAUUAAUAUUAGCUGAAUAUUAUUGUCUAAGUUUAUUAAACAGCAGCCUUUUAUUAGAGCCAAGAUAAAUCUAUAUUACAUUUAAAAUUCUCGUAAUAAUUUAUUUACAUAUGUAGAGUCGGAAACAUCUGCUAUGGAGGCAUUGACUCCUGUGUGUCAUCUGUUUGUCAGGGGGGGUUGGAUGGCCGAAUGGUUAGCACACAUCUGCUGUAUCAUACGGUCUAUCGUUGUGUCAACUGGUGGGGUUUCGAUUCCCCGGUUGAAUGUGACAAGGAGUAGGGUUGCCUUCCAACCUUGUGGGUUUUCUCCGUGUCCUCCGGUUUCCUCCCACUGCUAAAGACCCCUACGCGCAUGUGAAUUAUUGAAAUAAAAAAAUUAAACCAUAUGUUAGUCCCAAAAUGACCUAGUUUGUGUCGAGUGGACGUUAAACCCCAUUUCUCUCUCGCUGUCUCUGUUUGUCAGUGUAUUUUAUAUUUCAAUGGUAUUUAUGUGUUAUUUUUAUAAUGUAUUGUUUAUAGUUAUUGUAAAAUGUAUAGUUUAUGGUUAUUGUAUGUUAUUACUGUAUAUGAUUAUAAAAACAUUUUGAACAGAA